This is a messenger RNA of Thamnophis sirtalis, 1091 nucleotides long. The record is from RefSeq and is a predicted model, not a curated record. Lineage: Eukaryota; Metazoa; Chordata; Lepidosauria; Squamata; Natricidae.
GAACUAACUUCACCCUUGCUGAACUAGGAAUUUGUGAGCCCUCCCCCCACCGAAGUGGUUAUUGUUCAGAUAUAGGAAUCCUUCAGCAAGGCUAUUCCCUCAGUACUGGGUCUGAUGCUGACUCAGAUACAGAGGGUGGAAUGUCUCCCGAGCAUGCCAUUCGACUUUGGGGGAGAGGGAUUAAAUCCAGGCGGAGCUCUGGUCUGUCAAGCCGUGAAAAUUCUGCCCUUACCCUGACUGACUCUGACAAUGACAAUAAAUCAGAUGAGGAAAACGAUUUUCAUACUCAACUUUCUGAGACAUUGAAAGACAGACAGACUGGCUGGCAGCAGCUGGCUGAAACAAAGAAUUCUCUAAUACGUCGUCCCAUUCCACCUACGUCUUCGUCUAGCCUUCUCCCAUCUGCUCAGCUGCCCAGCUCUCAUAAUCCACCACAAGUUAGCUGCCAGAUGCCCUUGCUAGACAGCAAUACUUCUCAUCAAAUUAUGGAUACCAACCCUGAUGAGGAGUUCUGCCCAAAUUCAUACCUGCUAAGAGCAUGCACAGGACCACAGCAAACUUCCAGCAGUGGGCCUUCAAAUCAUCACAGCCAGUCAACUCUGAGACCACCUCUUCCACCACCUCACAAUCAUACUCUAUCUCAUCACCAUUCUUCUGCCAACUCCCUCAACAGGAAUUCCUUAACAAAUCGGCGGAACCAGAUCCAUGCACCAGCUCCUGCACCAAAUGAUUUGGCCACCACUCCUGAAUCUGUUCAGUUACAGGACAGCUGGGUUCUGAAUAGCAAUGUGCCACUUGAGACCAGGCAUUUUUUGUUCAAGACAUCAUCUGGAACAACUCCUCUCUUCAGUAGUUCUUCCCCUGGAUACCCAUUGACCUCAGGAACAGUUUACACACCACCUCCCCGACUGUUACCUAGAAAUACUUUCUCCAGAAAUGCAUUCAAGCUGAAAAAGCCCUCUAAAUACUGUAGCUGGAAGUGUGCUGCUUUAUCAGCUAUCGCUGCUGCAAUCUUGCUUGCUAUACUGUUGGCCUAUUUCAUAGCUGAUAACUAUACAAUAGCAAGGCAUUUUGGUAUACUUCCUCCAUAA